UUCCAAGCAGAGGGAACAAACCAGCAACCCACCUCAAGAAAUCAAAGACCCAAGAUCAGGACUCUGAAAUCUCUUGACGCUUUGAGAGAGUUUCAGACCCAAAACUAAAACAAAGAAACCAAAAAGAAAAGAAAAAUGGGGUUCUUCACUCUCGCCAUAGGAGGCCUUGGUUUCAUCUUCAUCGGCGCAUGGCAAGCCUUCACCUUCUCUACCCCAAAACCAAAUCAAAUCUCUCUUCCAUCUUCUCCUCUCACACACUCAUCUUCCAAGCCAAGCCCAUCUCCUUCUUCUUCUUCUUCGUCGUCUUUAUCUUUCCUCUGCAUCUCAGUCUUCUCCUUCCUCUUCAUCCUCAACUCGCUCUUCUCCUUCAUCGACGCCCUCAAGUCACGCGACCGAGUCGGCACAGCCCUCCAAUUGCAGGUCCUCGCCAUCGCCGCCCUCUUCUUGCUAUACGGCGUCGCCGGACUCCUCGUAAAUUCCGCCAAUUCCUUCUCUUUGCCUUCUUCGCUUCUCGAUUCGAUCCUUCUCUUCGCUUUCAUCGAAGAGUUUCUGCUGUAUUACCUCCAAAGAAAGGACCAAAGCGGAAUCGAGAAUCAGUACUUCGAUCUCUUGCUCGUCCCCAUUGCUGUUUGCGUGAUUUCCACGAUUCUCGACCUGAAAUCCCCCCAGAAUUCGAACUUUCCCAAAUUCUUUCGCGGCGUGGGGCUGAUUCUCCAUGGAAUGUGGUUCGUUCAAAUGGGGCUCUCGUUUUACACGAACUUGAUCUCCCAUGGGUGUUCUUUGCACGAGAAGAGUAGAGGCAAUUACUCGGUGAAGUGUAAGGGACAUCCUGAGUAUCACAGGGCUAGGUCAAUUGCGACGCUUCAGUUCAAUUGUCAUCUUGCUCUUUUCGUGGUUUUGGUGUCGUUUAUGUACUCUUUAAUCUCCCGGAGAUAUGGAAGCAAUGGUGAGUUUAUGCCGUAUCGGCCGCUCGUCGAGGAAAUGCAGCCAUUCGAGAAUCAGAAUCAAUUCACUUUGGAUUCUGAUGAAGAUGAUGUUGGUGAGGAAGGAAUUAGGGAAGAGCAAAAUGUGGUUUCAAAGCAAAAGGCAAGUAUCGUGGAACAUGGUUUGAAUGGUCAUGCAUCUCAUCAGUGAGUUAUAAUAUUGAACAAUUUUAUUCAUUUUUCAUUUCUAUAGAUGAAUAUGGGAAUUGCCCUUUAUAAUGUUUUAUAGAUUUGGCUUUUAGAUCUAUGCAUACAUUGAGUUGUAAAUUGUAAUUCGGGUUAUAUUGUUCUACAACUUAGCUUGUUUUGUAAUGGGUGCUGUAUUGUUAACUGGUUCAUUGAUGAAAUGUGACUGAUUUGGUUACCGAUAGUUUGUAUUGUAAGAUGUAUGAUUUAUGAAUGCAUAAAUGAUUGCUUGAAAA
Messenger RNA from Morus notabilis, 1405 nucleotides. RefSeq lists its product as uncharacterized. The record is from RefSeq and is a predicted model, not a curated record. NCBI's taxonomy places the organism in Eukaryota, Viridiplantae, Streptophyta, Magnoliopsida, Rosales, Moraceae. The transcript has a single exon. The coding region runs from base 136 to 1134 and encodes 332 amino acids.